GGAUGCUUGAAGAUGGAAAGAAAUUUGAUUCUUCCCGGGACAGAAACAAGCCCUUUAAGUUUAUGCUGGGCAAACAGGAGGUGAUCCGAGGCUGGGAAGAAGGGGUUGCCCAGAUGAGUGUGGGCCAGCGAGCCAAAUUGAUCAUCUCCCCAGACUAUGCCUACGGUGCAACUGGGCACCCAGGCAUCAUCCCACCACACGCCACUCUCAUCUUCGACGUGGAACUUCUAAAACUGGAAUGACAGGAAUGGCCUCCUCCCUCAGCUCCCUGUUCUUGGCAGAUCUGCCAUGGAGGGAUGUGGUGCCUCCAGAUGUGUGCACACGAUUCUACGCGGAGCUUUUCCUGAUGUUCCACUACACUCUGUGUAAACAUCUAUCCUGACUGAAUGUGUUCUGUCACUCAGCUUUGCUUCCCACACCUCCAUUUCCUCUCCCCUUUCCCCUCGUAUGUGUGUUUACCUAAACUAUAUGCCAUAAACCUCAAAUUAUUCAUUUUAUUUUGUUUUUGUUUUCAUUUGGGGUGAAGAUUCAGUUUCAGUCUUUUGGGUAUAGGUUUCCAAUUAAGUAUAGGGUCAAGUAUUAACAGCACAAAUGAUGGGUUAACUUUAGAAUAGGAAUUGGUGUUGGGGGGAGGGUGUAAGAAUCUUUAUUUUAUUUUUUUUUUGGAUGAAAUUUUUAUCUAUUAUAUAUUGAACAUUCUUGCUGCUGCGCUGCAAAGCCAUAGCAGAUUUGAGGCGCUGUUGAGGACUGAAUUAUUCUCUUAGUUGAGAAAUGUCCUUGGGUUAAAUUAAAAGCUACCCUAAACUGAAGUGGGGAGGGGGAGAGCCUUUGUCUCCACCAGCCCACCACCCCUCCUUCUCCUUAAACCCUUUGCCUUUUGAAAGCAGAUCAUUUUCACUGCGAUGUGGACACUACAGGUAUCUGUCCCUGGGCCAGCGGGGACCUCUGAAGCCUUCUUCGUGGCCUGGCUUUUUUUUCCUUUCUUUUUCUUCUGUCCUGUGGUUUUCUAAUGGAUUUUCAGGACUUUUGUAAUCUCAUAACUAUCCAAGCUUCACCACUUCCUAAAUUUUAAGAACUUUAAUCGAAAGUUUAAAAUGAAGGUGCUGUUUGUAGACUUAACACCCAGUGAAAGCCCAGCCAUCAUGACACAUCCUUGAGUGUUCUCUUGAGAAAGUGAUGCUGGUCAUCGCAGCUUCAGCAUCUCCUGGUUUUUGAUGCUUGGCUCCCUCUGCUGAUAUCAAAGUCUCCUGGCUGUUCCUCCCUCGGUCCCUUCUCACCCCUUUGCUGUCCUGUGUAGUGAUUUGGUGAGAGAAAUUGUUGCUCCUCCCACCCCUCUCCCCCUAAUCCCUGGCACCAUACAUGAGUUUCAAGUUUUAUUAUUGCAAUAAAAGUGCUUUAUGCUGGCUUUUCUCAA
This is a messenger RNA of Tupaia belangeri chinensis (Chinese tree shrew), 1414 nucleotides long. It is a transcript of the gene FKBP1A, whose product is annotated as FKBP prolyl isomerase 1A. Gene Ontology annotation, biological process: regulation of ryanodine-sensitive calcium-release channel activity; protein peptidyl-prolyl isomerization. Gene Ontology annotation, cellular component: sarcoplasmic reticulum membrane; cytoplasm. The record is from RefSeq and is a predicted model, not a curated record. Lineage: Eukaryota; Metazoa; Chordata; Mammalia; Scandentia; Tupaiidae. Gene Ontology annotation, molecular function: peptidyl-prolyl cis-trans isomerase activity. The coding region runs from base 3 to 242 and encodes 79 amino acids. The transcript is spliced from 3 exons.